This is a messenger RNA of Metschnikowia bicuspidata var. bicuspidata NRRL YB-4993, 1778 nucleotides long. It is a transcript of the gene GCD1, whose product is annotated as translation initiation factor eIF2B subunit gamma. NCBI's taxonomy places the organism in Eukaryota, Fungi, Ascomycota, Pichiomycetes, Serinales, Metschnikowiaceae. Gene Ontology annotation, molecular function: translation initiation factor activity; guanyl-nucleotide exchange factor activity. The coding region runs from base 183 to 1613 and encodes 476 amino acids. The record is from RefSeq and is a predicted model, not a curated record. The transcript has a single exon. Gene Ontology annotation, biological process: cytoplasmic translational initiation. Gene Ontology annotation, cellular component: eukaryotic translation initiation factor 2B complex; guanyl-nucleotide exchange factor complex.
GGCGGGCCAGGGAAGAGGCCAAAAAAAAAAAAAACCCGAGCGCGGGCCCCAGGGCCUGCGGGCCCGGCUCUGCGCGCCCUGCCCUCCACCGCCCUGGCCCUCCACCACCCUCGCUUUCCUGGUCCUGUGCUCGCCUGGUCCUCCUCCUGCCACCAUCCAUCUGGCCCCCCACACACCCACCCAUGGAAUUCCACGCCGUCAUCCUCUGCGGCCCCGGCAAGCAGUUGGCGCCGUUCUCGCAGCAGCGCGCCACCGGGGCGCCCAAGGCGCUCUUGCCCGUCGGACAGCGGCCCAUGUUCGAGCACGUGUUGGACUGGUGCGAGAAGGCGUUCUUCCCCAAGGUCACGCUUCUCUGCGACGCGGCGGCCGGCGCGGCGGUGCGCGACGCCGUGGCGCGCUACAAGGCGGCCCGGGCUGCGGCCGUGGCCCUGGCGCCGGACGUGCUGGACGUGGCCAGCGACGUGUUGCGGUUCCUCCGCGGCAUCGACGUGGCGGAGCACGGCGCCGCGGCCAGCGGGCAGGCGCUCCAGUACGUGGCGCAGCACGCGGCGCCCGGCCCGCUCGCCCACUUCGUGGUGUUGCCCUGCGACCUCGUCACGGACUUGCCGCCGCACGUGUUGAUCGAGGCGUACCGCUGCCGGCGCGCGGCGGACUUGGGCAUGCUCGUGUGCUACCGCCCACGGCCCGGCCCCGAGGACAAGAAGCACCGCGCGGGCCCGCGCAGCUACACCGUGUACUCGGGCCUGCCGUGCGGCGGGCGCGCGCAGCUCUUGGACUACUACUCCGCGGCCGACGUGGCGUUCCACAAGGGCGUCGCCGUGCGCACGCAGAUGUUGUGGCGCCACGCCACGCCCGCCGUGAGCACGCGGCUCGCCAACGGCGCCGUGUUCUUUGGCGACGCGCGCGUGCUCGCGGCGCGCUUGCGCAGCGUGCCCGCCAAGUUCGGCGACGCGUACUUCGCCCUGCGCCCGCUCAUCAAGGUGGUGCGCGACUUGGCCCGCCGCGAGUGGCAGAGCCCCGGCUGGGGCCUGAGCGUGGGCCUCGUGGAGGUGCCGCGCCAGGCCGUCUUCCUCCGCGCAAACACGCUCGCGGGGUACAUGGAGGCCACGCGCCACUUGCUCCAGCGGCACGCGCGCGACACGGCGGGCGCCAAGGACAGGCCCGCGGGCGCCAAGGACAAGGCCGCGGCCGCCGUGGGCGCGGACUCCAUGGUGGGCGCGGCCUCGCGCUUGGGCGACAAGACCAACGUCAAGCGGUCCGUGGUGGGCGCGCACUGCACCAUCGGCAAGCGCGUGCGCGUGACGGGCUCCGUCGUGCUCGACGGCGCCGUGGUCGAGGACGACGUGCUGUUGGAGAACACCAUCGUGGGCCGCGCGGCCACCGUGCGCAGCCGCUCGCGCUUGACCAACUGCUACGUCGAGGCCACGCACGACGUGCCCCGCGGCACCCACGCCAAGGGCGACACCUUGCUCUGCUUGACCUUGGAGGGGCUCGUGGAGGCCGCCGGGGACAGCUCCAGCUCCGAUGACGCCGCCUCCGCCAGCAGCUCCGACGACUACGACAGCUACGACCCCGACGACGGCGACAACUCCGACGGCUUGUUCGGCUACUAGCGGCCCGGCCCGUGGCCCUGCAUGCAUUGGCGACUUCCCAGAAUAUAUAUAUAUAUAUGUACCGUGGCCCCGUAUCGUCGGCCUGCACGCUCCCGCCCACGUAGACGGCGGCGUCACGCGGCGCCGCCCGGCGCCUCCCGCUUCGCGACGUCGCGUCUCCGUCUC